Molecule: messenger RNA, 1618 nt
Organism: Aspergillus sclerotioniger CBS 115572
Lineage: Eukaryota; Fungi; Ascomycota; Eurotiomycetes; Eurotiales; Aspergillaceae
Exons: 8
Coding region: 241-1452 (403 amino acids)
Source: RefSeq, a predicted model, not a curated record
CUUUGCAACUCACCUCGCCACAUGCGGGGCAAGACCAGCUCAUUUCCUGUACGACAUGCGUCAAUGGAGGGGUCGAGAAACGGGGAUGCCGAUGGAGAUGGUCCAGCAUAAUCAUAUCAGUCGGUUAUGCGAACAUUUCUCUUUUUUCUGGCCACUGGCAUUGUUGAAGAUUGCGACUCAGGCACAGCCUCUCUCUCUCUCUCUCUCUUUUAGCUUCUUCUGAAAAUAAAAAGACCAAUCAUGACCGAAAUCCCACCUGCUUAUACUCCCGGCAGUUCCCCUCCUUCAUACGAUGAUAUUGCGAAAAAGCUCGAAGACCUAAUUGGGGACAACCCAACCCCAGAAAAGGUCAUCGAAGCCAGCCAGCACCUCUCCGAAGAGGAGCUGGACAUCCUGGUGGAUGGCGCCGAUGACCACUGGCCGCUCGAAACUGAACAGCAGAAGAGGGACUUCAGCAUCGGCUGCGGUCAAACCUAUUGCUCGGAGGGAGGGAAGACUCGUUUGCAAGAAGCAGGGAGUGAAGCCACGCAGGCGACCAAAGAAAUCGCGGAUAUCUUCCAUCAGCUGCAUUUGAAAGUAGCGCAGAUUGACCACAUUCACCAUUCCGGAUUCCAGCCGGAAAUUAUUCGCCUACAGCAGUCAUACCUGCGAACUCUCUCCGAUAGCAGGGAUCUGGCAGCUUCCAUCAGCGCUUCUGCUCAAAACUUUGAUGCCACGGUCGUUAAGUUCUGCGCUGAUAACAGCAUUCCUAUCGACAUUCGGAGAUCUCUUAUUCAGUCGUUUAUCACUAGAGCCGCUGGUUUUGAAGAAAGUGCUACUGGGAUCAAAAAUCGAUUCUACACUUUGAGGGACGAGUUCGCUGCAUUUGUGGCUACCUUCUCCACCUGGGCAAAGGACAGAGAGGGAGAGAUUACCGAUCAAAUCCAAGCACUUGAGCAGGAACUGCAAAGUCUCCACAAAAGAUUGGAUUCUCUCACAACUUCUCUGCAAGUUUUCGAAAUACUUUAUGACGUUGGUGAUCUAAUUCAAGAUGUGGGGAAAUUUUUCCCAAAGGUUGGAAUAUACAUGAAGAUCGGCGGUAUUAUCCUUGCUGGUGUCUCAUUUCUCGCCAUCGUUGGCCUUACUGGAGCCCUCAUAGCAACCGAAACCAAGAUUCACAACCGCACACGAGAGAAGCAUGCGUUGGAAGCUGAAUUGGAGAUUAUCCGACGCACACGAGCCGAGCUUGAAGACAUGGGAGAAGAAUCCUUGAUCCGAUUCGGGGAUGCUAUCAAUAUCCUCGCUGGUACGUGGAAACACACGGCCGAGGAUGCACAGAUCAUCCAACAGUGGCUGGCUGACGGGGCGGACUCCACGCAUCCACCAGCAUAUGUCGAGCUGAACCGAGAUUAUGGCGUCAACAGAUAUGAGGCUACGGCGAAUUACUUGGAGAAUUAUGCUAGGGGUAUCUAGACAUAGCCAAGAAUAUUGAUAGCUGCAUCACUUGCAUAUAGGACGUCAUAUUGCAGAAAGAUACUACGCUUCUCAGCCCUAGCUAUCGAGAACUAUCAGAAGUUCUUUUAUUCCCGCAAUCAAUUCAAUCUGAUUCGGAUUUAUCAAACGAAAUCAAAGAACAGUG